AUGUUCUCGAUUACUCUUCCUGUUUCUGAGAACUUCUUACCAGCCAGUGACCUCAAAACCUUCCAACUAGUUCGGGUCAAAACUGUGCUGUUGAUAUCGAUUCCAAUGAAAGGUGCAAAUCAAUCAACUACCCGCUUGCUAACUGAGCAAAUGGAAAUUCAGAAAGUCGAACAGGUGAUAAAAGCGUUCAAUUAUUGA
Molecule: messenger RNA, 198 nt
Organism: Clunio marinus
Lineage: Eukaryota; Metazoa; Arthropoda; Insecta; Diptera; Chironomidae
Source: the annotation of a GenBank genome assembly